GGUAUUAUAAUUAAAUUCAUUUUUCCAGGUUCAUUAUUAGAUAGAAGAUUGGAUGGGACAAAACGUGCCAUCCACUUUCACAAUGAAGAAUAUCAAAGCCAGAGAAAAUGUAAAAACCCAUUCUGGGAAUGUAACAUCUUUAUCUAAUAAUCAAACUUCUGUAUCUAAUAAUGAAAUCUCUAGGAAUAAUAAUACUAACACUAACAGUACAGUUAAAUGUAAAACUUCUGCUUCCGAAAAAGUAAUCAUUACACCAUUAUCUGGUGGUCAAGAUAACCUUUCAAGUUCAGGAGUACGUCGUAAAACAUCUGUUCCUGUUAAAUCUCAGCUUUCAGGUUCAACAGGAUUAAAAUCAAAAUCAGAGAGCAUACCUACUAGAUCUGUUAAUAAGGAGAACAUUCAUUGCUUAAAAAGUGUUCAUGCAGGACGUAAAACUAAUAAGAGUAAUUGUGGCAGCAUGCAACGCACCACUAGUAAAGACAAUAUAGAUUCUAAUGGCAUGAAAGAACGAGAAAAAGAGAAUAUAGGAAAAUACAUUAGUGGAAGAAAUACACAUUCAAAAUUAUUAGAAAAUUCAACUGUAUUACAGCUAGAGAGAGAGAAAGGAAUGCUUGAACAGCAAGUUUCUGAAUUGGUUAGGAAUGCAGAAAGUAAAAAAGCAGAAAUUGCAACAUUAAAAAUGGAGAUUAAUCGUUUAAAAGUAAGAUUUUUAUUUUUUAUUUUAGUAUUUAUGUUUAGUGUUUUUAUGCAUGUUUAUGCACAAAUCUAAUUACAAUAUGCAGUAUGAAAGUAAUGCCUCAUAUUUUUUCUUCUGGAACUUUAUUUCCUAAAAUAAUACUCUUUGCAUCAAUUAAUCUUUGUUAAAACAUAUUUUUUCCACAAAGUACAGUAACUUUCAUUUUAUGUGCAAUUUCAUCUCCAUGUCAAGGUACUAUAUAAUAUUCCCAUCCUAUAAAAAUAUUUACUCUGGCUCCAGACUUUCCAAACACUGCUUGAGUUGGUCCUUAUCAACAAAAUAUUUUCUUUUGAAUUCCUUUAAAUACUUUAAAAGAUCAAAGAAGUGAUGAUCAAAAGAUGCAAGAUUUAGGCUAUGGAGAUUGAGGAAGAACAGUACACUGACUUUUGUAAAGGCCUCCCUUGUGCAGAUUAGUCUGGAGAUGUUUUGUCAUGGAACAGAACAGCUUCAUUAAGAUUUGAUAAUGCCAUUCCAUUGACUGUCUUCAUUUCAUGCACAUAAUGGACCCAUGUUUUGUCACCUAUAACUUUGCAUUGUUCUUUCACUCUUUUAGCCUUUGAAAAGUUUGUAAUAGAAACAGUGUCUUUUACUUUUGUUGAGCUUAAGUAAUUCCAUGCAAAUAAUUUUGGACCUUUUUUUGGCUCUUCUUUCAGCAAUUUUAGGACUUACUGGGUACAAACGUUAUAGUUUCCUUAUGAUGGCUAUCACAAUAGGUUUCCUUAUAUCUGUUACAUCAUACAAUUCAACUGUAAGGAUGUAGCAUACUUUCUUUCUACUGUUGUUUUUUUUUUUUUUUUUAUCAGCUUCUGUUUUCUUCUAUCAUAGUCAUUACUUGUUAUCAUUACCACUUUAAGACAGAAUGUUGCUUUCUCUGCUUUUAAAGUGUCUUAUCCAAAGUCUAAUUAUACACACAUCCAUAGUAGUGUCUUAGUAAACAUUUUUGAGACAUAUAUGGAUUUCAAUAGACAUGACUUCUUCCUCAGUAAAACAUUCAUUAACUGCUCUAAUCUUAAUAUAUACAGUGGUGCCUCGUAUAACGUACGCCUCGAAUAACGGACUGGCUGCGAACAACGGACUUUCCGUUCGGCAGUUACGAGAGGUGAACAACAUUUCUGCAAACAAGUUGCAAAUGAUGUUUCCACUCUUUUACCG
This is a messenger RNA of Centruroides sculpturatus (bark scorpion), 1888 nucleotides long. RefSeq lists its product as uncharacterized. The record is from RefSeq and is a predicted model, not a curated record. The transcript has a single exon. NCBI's taxonomy places the organism in Eukaryota, Metazoa, Arthropoda, Arachnida, Scorpiones, Buthidae. Bases 53 to 769 code for a protein of 238 amino acids.